GCUGUUGAGGCUGGUUCAUGAGAGCCACUUCUUGCCACCUAUUUCCAACUCCAUGUAAGUGACUUUGUGUUGGUGGAAAUUCGCCCUGAUAGGAAUAAUUAUAGGGACUGGCAUGUUAGUUCCUUUCCACAACCUGGUUGUUGCACAUCUGUUAACAUACUACUGAAGUGAAUGGUAGAAGCCAGGAGAAAAGGUUUUCUCACACUGUGGCUCUGACUCUACAUUUGUACCUGGUUGAAGAAACCCUGAAGGGCUUUACAGACCUUACAUUCUUUUUAUUUAUUUAUGUUUUAGAUGAGCCUCUUGCUUCAGCCACCUGAAUAGCUAGAACUCUAGGCGUGCACCACUGUACGUGGCUACAGACGCUACACCCUUCUCCUUGCCUGUGUCUUUGAGUGUGCUUAUGAACUUAGUCCGAUAUCUGUAUAGUUAUUGUUCUUCCCAUUUCCAUGAUUCUAUCUUCAAACAGUCUCUGACUACUUGCUCUCUAAAGGUGGAACGAAUCAAGGAGCUCUGCGACAGCCAAAGACUCUGAGUUAGAAACUAUCAAUAGGCUGAUGUAGAGAAAGAGUGAUAAGCUGGGAUGGGAUAUUCAGUCUCGGUAAGGUAAAAAGGCUGGUGUUUUUAGAAGAAAGGAUUUCCCUUCCUUGGCUUCUCUAGUGAAAACUGGUUGGAGUGAAGAAGUUAAGGGGAAGAUGCCUGUGGCCAGUGCCUUAGAGGGAUCCACCCCUAUAUCUCCGGUCACUUUGGUGAGGGGCUGCAGGGCUUUUACCGUGCCGCGGCAGAAGGCGCUCUUGCGCGAUCGCCAUACUGGCUGCGGGAGCGCAGCGACGCUCUAGUCUCUUUUCUCUGUGGCACCCCGGCAGCUUCUUUGGCCUCUGCAGCAUUGCGGGUUUUCCGGCAGGGGAGAAAACGCCAACUUGGCACGCAUCCUCCGGGACCGAGGCAUGGCACGGCUCCCGAAGCUCGCAGUCUUUGAUCUGGAUUACACGCUGUGGCCUUUCUGGGUCGACACGCACGUAGACCCCCCAUUUCACAAGAGCAGUGAUGGAACUGUCCGGGAUAGUCGGGGCCAGAACGUUCGGUUGUACCCGGAGGUGCCUAAGGUCCUAGAACGGUUACAGGACCUUGGGGUGCCCGUCGCUGCGGCUUCCCGGACAGGUGAGAUAGAAGGGGCGAACCAACUACUGGAGCUCUUUGACCUUGUUAGAUAUUUUGCUCAUCGGGAAAUUUAUCCGGGCAGCAAAGUCACACACUUUGAGAGGUUGCAGCAGAAGACUGGGGUUUCUUUCGCCCAGAUGAUAUUCUUCGAUGAUGAGAAGCGAAAUAUUGUAGAUGUUGGUAAACUGGGUGUUCUCUGCAUUCAUAUUCAGAAUGGAAUGAGUCUUCAAACCCUAGCCCAAGGGUUAGAAACAUUCACUAAUUCUCAAGCUGAGCACUGAGGUCCAGCCCUGUGUAUGAGCCUCAUUUGAAGCCUAAAAUGGAAAGGAAACGGAGAAGGCAUUUUUUUCAGGGAAGAAGGAAAAGGGGCCAACCCCUGAAGAAGCAAUACAGAAACUGAAGGAGACUGAGAAGAUACUGAUCAAAAAACAGGAGUUUCUGGAACAGAAGAUUCAGCAGGAGCUACAAACAGCCAAGAAGCAUGGGACCAAGAACAAAAGAGCUGCCCUGCAGGCUUUGCGGAGAAAGAAAAGAUUGGAACAGCAGCUGGCACAAACCGAUGGAACAUUAUCCACCCUGGAGUUUCAGCGUGAGGCGAUUGAGAAUGCCACCACCAAUGCAGAAGUGCUUCGUACUAUGGAGGUUGCUGCCCAAGGCAUGAAAAAAGCCUACCAGGACAUGUAGGGACAUUGACAAGGUAGAUGAAUUGAUGGCUGAUAUCACAGAACAACAGGAACUGGCCCAGGAGAUCUCAGAUGCCAUUUCUCGGCCUGUGGGCUUUGGAGAUGAAGUGGAUGAGGAUGAAUUAUUGGAAGAGCUAGAGGAACUAGAGCAGGAGAAAUUGGCCCAGGAGUUGUUAAAUGUGGGCAAUGAGGAGGAAGAACCCCCAGUCAAAUUGCCUAGUGUACCUUCUACACAUCUGCCUGCAGGGCCAGCUCCCAAAGAGGAUGAAGAUGAAGAACUAAAACAGUUGGCUGAGUGGGUAUCCUGAAUCUGGGUUUGUCCUCCUCCUGCUGCCUUCAUUGGUCCCUUUUCCUUAAGUGCCAAAUGCCAAGCUAAAGAAGCACAGCUUUUUUGGGAGGUCUUGCUGAUGUGGUAGUAUGCCUGUAUGAGAAAGGGACCUGUUGCCCUUCCAUCCCUGGCUGAACGCUGAAGGAUCUUGCUGCAGGGGCCCCUGGGCUCCAUUCUCUUUGAUAGCAGUUACAGUGCCCUUGUUAUCAAUAAAAUUGGGUAGAUGGA
Molecule: messenger RNA, 2400 nt
Organism: Ictidomys tridecemlineatus (thirteen-lined ground squirrel)
Lineage: Eukaryota; Metazoa; Chordata; Mammalia; Rodentia; Sciuridae
Gene: Mdp1
Product: magnesium dependent phosphatase 1
Molecular function (GO): acid phosphatase activity
Source: RefSeq, a predicted model, not a curated record